Micropterus salmoides (largemouth bass) is the source of this 1242-nucleotide messenger RNA. RefSeq names its product cilia and flagella associated protein 73 (gene cfap73). Lineage: Eukaryota; Metazoa; Chordata; Actinopteri; Centrarchiformes; Centrarchidae. Bases 103 to 1071 code for a protein of 322 amino acids. The record is from RefSeq and is a predicted model, not a curated record. The transcript is spliced from 7 exons.
ACGUUCGUUUGAGUUUGAAAAGCAACACCAACCAACUACAGCAGGAGGAAGAGAGAAACUUCAGGACUGUUAACUUUGUCUGAAAAUCGUCAGCAGAGAGUCAUGGACUCGAAGACCGUCCCGGAGGAGCAGGUUUCACAGGGUUUGUCUGCGGGGGCGAGCAGUGCGACGACAGGAGACGUUUUGCGUGACAGGAGAUUGAGAAUUGCCAUCUGUGAUCUACAGAAGAAACAACGGGAGCAGGAAGAGCUUAACGCAAAGAUGAAGGAGCGCAAACAGUUGUUGGAAAGUCUUCAACAGCGCAUAGAUGAGCUGCAGAUGGAGGUUAAGACAGUGGAGGAGUUAUACUCAGGCUUUGAUUUGUUUCUUAAGGAUGAAUAUGUAGGUCAAGCUGCUGAGAAAGCAGAGAGGGAGAAGGAAGAGGGCCUUAAAAAAGAGGCAGAGAUAAAGAGGCUGAAGGAGGAGCAUGCUGAAAUGAUGGAGAAGAAACAGGAGGUAGAGCAUCAGGUGCAGAGACACACUGUGUAUCGGGACUUCAUGGAGCGCGUGGUCAAAAUGACAAAGUUCGAAGAUGUGGAGCUGCUCACAGGUCAUUUAGAGAGUCUUCUCCACUUCAGAGAUAAGCUCUAUCGCAAGGAGAGUGAGGUGCAGGAUCAGGUUGACCAGCAGAGAAAAGCACUGCUAACACUAGAGGACAAGAAUCACUUGAUGCGGCUGCACAAGAACAACCAGCUGUCCGAUCUCCGGACAGAGCUAGAGAAGGCGCGCUCUGAAACUUUAAUAUGGGAAAGGAAUUGGAACCAGAUUCAAGAAACGGCAGCAAAGAAAACACUACUACUGGGACAGAUUAAGAUGGCAACCCUCAACCUUUAUGAAACGAUAGAUGACAAGAUAGUGGGAGAGGAGGGUGUGGAUAUGAAUGACACAGAGAAACAGCUGGACAGGAUCAAGCAGUUCAUCCUUGACCACGAUGACAUAGUGAGACAACAUCAAACUCCCUUACAAAGGCAGAAUGAAGGACAGAAAAGGGACCAGAAGACUAAAAAGGGCCAUCCCAAAUCAAAACAUUAGGAUGUUUCAAUUAAACUCCUUACAGUAUUGUGAAUUUAAAACUGAAUUCACCGAAAACUAGCAAUGAGUAGUUCAUUUAAAGUUUAUAAGUUGUUUUGAUGUAAAACUCUUGAGUUAACUGAACUUGAAGACAAUGAACUUCAAUAAACUUAAGUGACUGAGUGCAAUUAA